AUGUCUCGUUUCUUUGGUGGUUCAGAUUCUGACUCUGAAUCCACAUCAUCAGAAGAGGAACAAGCACCACAACGAAUUACAACCAACUUAUUUGCCCAGAGCGAUGAUGAAGAUGAUGUCAAAAGAGUGGUUAAAAGCCAUAAGGAUAAACGGUUGGGAUAUGACUGUGAUUGUUUGCUACACGCUUUUAAUUUUGAACUCCUUGGGAAAAUCUAUCAGAAGGCAAAGAACAUCAUUGAUAAAACGGGUAUCCCUAAAUUCUAUGUUAAGUACUUAGUAGAAUUGGAAGACUAUAUUAAAGAGAUAUGGGAUGAUAAAGAUACUAAGAAAAAGCUAAGUAAAAUCAAUGCAAAGGCUUUAGGUGCAUUGCGUCAAAAAAUGAAGAAGUAUGUUCGCGACUUUGAAAAUGAUAUGGCUGCGUAUCGAGAGAAUCCCGACGUGGAUGAAGAUUCAAAUGUAUCAGGUGAAGAGGAAGAUGAAAGUGAUGAAGAUAUGGAUGAUGGAGAUGUUAUGGACUUUACAAAAAAGCCAGAAAAUACGACUGGUCGCAGCCAAUUUUUGAAAUCUGGCAGCAGUGAAAGCGAGAGUGAUGGCGAUGACUGGAGUGCUUCUGAAGAUGAAGAUGAUGGGUCUGAUAAAGAAGGUGGUGGUGGUUCAAAGGCGACAGGCCCUAGCAUUUUCUUAAAGUCCACCGCCGGAACCGUAGCAAGAGAUAGCAAAAGAAGGAAAGGAAAAGGAUCGAAGCAAGUAGCUCCGAAAGAUGAUAACGAAUUAUCGGCGGAAGAAGCAAAAGUAUCAAAAGAUAAAUCUCCCGACAAGGCCUUAUUUGGAAAAGAUGCAGAAAUUACAAAUGAAUCGGUACUGGUUAAAGUUCAGGAGAUUGUAGCUGUCCGAGGGAAAAAGUCUACGGAUCGUCGUGAAGUUAUCAACACCUUCAAGGAAUUAUUACAGAUCACAUCGCGCGAAAAUUUAUCUACUGCCCUCUCUGUAAAGAUACUUGUUGGAUUGAUAUCAGCAAUUUACGAUAGUGCUGUUGCUGUCCUCGUAAAUAGCAUGAAGCAAGAGUACUGGAAGAUGUGUACCGAAUUCAUAGUCACUUUGGUGGAUAUGCUGUUAGAUCAUCCUGAGAUUACUACUGGCAUGAAUAUACCAGAGGAAUCUGAAAAUAUUAUUGAUCCGAAUCUUCCAUACCAAGUACGAGGAUGUGUAGUUACCUUGGUGGAAAGAAUGGACGAUGAAUUUACUAAGAUUUUACAAUCAUGUGAUGCACACUCUCUGGAAUAUGUUCAGAGAUUGAAGGAUGAAAGUAUCGUUACAGCAAUUAUUAAGAGAACUCAGAAAUUAGUAGAGAAAAAUAACUUUCCUGCGUCUGAUACUUGCAAAGUCUAUUUACGAAGAAUUGAGCAUAUGUAUUAUAAGUAUGAUACUUUACUGGCCAAGACAACGUCCAAGAGCGAAAAUAAUGACGAUGAUGAAGAAAAAAGUGAACCCAAAGAAGAAGAGGAAGGCACGAAUAAUUCUAAAGAAGAAAUGGCACGACUAUGUAACUACAUUUACAAAAGAGAUCAAACAGAAAGAAUUCGUACUCGAGCCAUGCUUUGUCAAACGUAUCAUCAUGCCAUACAUGAUCGUUGGACUGAUGCUAGAGAUCUUAUGCUAAUGUCACACUUGCAAGAAUCAAUUCAAUUUUCAGAUAUACCUACGCAAGUAUUAUAUAAUCGCACUAUGGUACAGUUGGGUUUGUGUGCUUUUCGUCAUGGAAUUAUUAAAAAUGCUCACAACUGUUUAGUUGAGUUACAAGUCACAAAUCGUGUUCGAGAGUUAUUGGCACAGGGUUUUUCUCAACGUCAAUCGGAUAAAACGAAAGACCAAGAAAAGCUCGAGCGCCAACGACAGAUACCAUUUCAUAUGCACAUAAAUACAGAGUUAAUAGAAUGUUGUUAUCUUACGUCAGCUAUGCUCCUGGAAAUUCCUUAUAUGGCUGCUCAUGAGUAUAACCGCCGCAGGCUUAUAAGCAAAAAUUUUCACUUUCAGCUAAGGAAUAGCGAACGUCAGACACUUGUCGGACCACCAGAAAAUAUGAGAGAACAAGUAAUAGCAGCCGCCCAUGCUAUGAGAACUGGUGAUUGGAAAGCAUGUAGUGAUUAUAUCUUAAGAAUUAAGGUUUGGGACCUUUUCACGGAGCCUGAAACUGUUAAGGCGAUGCUACUAAAGAAGAUCCGUGAAGAGAGCCUUCGAACUUACUUAUUUACGUACGGUGGAGUUUAUAGUUCACUAAGCCUAAGUAGCUUGUCAGAAAUGUUCGGAAUGGAAUCUUCCGAUGUUUACAGAACUAUCAGUAAAAUGAUUAUGAAUGACGAAUUGCAGGCAUCAUGGGAUGAACCGACAGAAACUUUAAUGAUGCAUAAAUGUGAACCAACAAAAUUACAGAACUUAGCUAUUCAAAUUGCCGAUAAGAUAUAUGCCUUAGCCGAUACGAAUGAGAAAAUUUUACAUGAAAGGCAUGGAUACCAGAUAAAUAAAGGUAGAGUGAUCGUUUCAGAUUGGCGAGAACAAAGUCGAGAUAGACGUCGUGUUCAACAAUCGCAGAAUGAUGAAAACUGGUCUGGGAAUAAAGGUAAUCAAGGAAGAUCUGGAAAGGGUUCAGGCAAUCGCAACAAACGUAAACAUGGUGGAAAGUAA
This is a messenger RNA of Trichoplax adhaerens, 2682 nucleotides long. RefSeq lists its product as uncharacterized. The coding region runs from base 1 to 2682 and encodes 893 amino acids. The transcript is spliced from 25 exons. Gene Ontology annotation, biological process: translational initiation. NCBI's taxonomy places the organism in Eukaryota, Metazoa, Placozoa, Uniplacotomia, Trichoplacea, Trichoplacidae. Gene Ontology annotation, cellular component: eukaryotic translation initiation factor 3 complex. Gene Ontology annotation, molecular function: translation initiation factor activity; translation initiation factor binding; RNA binding. The record is from RefSeq and is a predicted model, not a curated record.